Molecule: messenger RNA, 1610 nt
Organism: Drosophila persimilis
Lineage: Eukaryota; Metazoa; Arthropoda; Insecta; Diptera; Drosophilidae
Product: prolyl 4-hydroxylase subunit alpha-1
Exons: 6
Coding region: 18-1610 (530 amino acids)
Biological process (GO): peptidyl-proline hydroxylation to 4-hydroxy-L-proline
Cellular component (GO): endoplasmic reticulum
Molecular function (GO): protein binding; iron ion binding; procollagen-proline 4-dioxygenase activity
Source: RefSeq, a predicted model, not a curated record
UUUGAAACUCUAUUAAAAUGACCAGACUUUUCGCCUAUAUUUGCCUUAUAGUUUUAGUCCAAGACAGUCACUCUGUUGAUCCGGCAAACUAUUUUAAAGAUUACUACAGUUCUUCGGUUUUGGGAUUGCUGAAUCUAUUUGAGCUUGAGCGAGAAUUUAUGGACAAUUUCAUAGUCUACGCAGAUGUCCUGCAAGAGAAGGUUGACAACCUGAAAAUGUACAUCGAUUCUUUGGAUCGUGGUAUGCAUGAAAACCACAAGGAACGGGAAGGCUUUGUCUCCAAUCCACUCAACGCCUUUGGACUAAUCCGUCGCUUGCAUCAGGAAUGGCCCAAGUGGCAGAACUACACCAAGAAGCCCCUGGGUGUGGCACAGCUAACUGCGAUGGAAGAGCUACUGUCUAAAGCGCCUGAACCUUACGACAUGACAGAGUCCCUGAAGUCAAUGGAUCGAAUUGAGAGAGCUUAUGACCUCCCAGCCAGCCACAUAGCCAGGGGCCUGCUGCAGAACAAACAAUACGACACUCAACUAUCAGUCCGGGACUGCUUGGCCUUGGCACAGCACAAAUACGAAUCCGGCGACUAUAUACGUGCCUCGAUGUGGUAUCGCGAAGCCCUGCGCCACAAUGGCGAACCCAACGCCGAGAUUAUUAACAGCGUUCUGGGCAAUCCACUCGAUGGUGUGGAUCUUCAGUUUGCCAGAACCAUUGUCAUACGCGGCCUUGGUUUGUCGGAUCAUUCGAUGAGCAGGGAAACGAUUCACGAAUUAGCCAGCAACUUUUUGAACCAGUCUAGUCCACGAGAUGUGAAGAUAUUCAUCAGCCAUUAUCUCAGACAAAGUGAUGAGCAAAUAGGCAAUGAACUGGGUACCGUCCAGACGCCGCCAACUGCCCACGAAUCUGGAUGUCGCGGACUGUUUCCCAAACGCACGAAUCUCGUCUGUCGCUACAACAGCACCACGACACCUUUCCUAAGACUGGCCCCCCUGAAAAUGGAGGAGGUUAAUCACGAUCCUUAUAUCGUUAUGUACCACCAAGUUCUAUCCGACCGAGAAAUGGAGGAAAUGAAGCAACUGGCACGGCCAAUGACCAAUGGAAUGUCGGGGUCUGAAAUGGCGAAUUUAACAGAGCCCCUCGAAAUAGUGGCACGCGUCGCAUGGCUGAUUGAAGCGUCGCCGUUCAGGGAGCGGCUCAAUCUCCGCAUCGGCGACAUGACGGGCUUCGAUGUGAGUGACUUUAAAGCCCUCCAAUUGGCCAACUUUGGGGUGGGCUCCUACUUCAAGGCGCACUAUGACUACCGCACCGAACGCGUCAACGACUUGGGCGUCACAGAGUUGGGCGAUCGCACGGGCAGCAUCAUCUUUUAUGCCAGCGAAGUGCCCCAAGGUGGCACCACGAUAUUCCCCGACAUCCAGGUGACGGUCACACCUCAGAAAGGAAACAGCUUGUUCUGGUUCAACACAUUCGAUGACUCGACCCCAGACCCGCGAUCCCUGCACGCCAUAUGCCCUGUCAUAGCCGGUUCCAGAUGGACAAUUACCAAAUGGCUCCACCAAUGGCCACAAAUGUUUCUGAAGCCCUGUAGUCCGCGGGCAGUGGAACGGACGUCUUAA